AAAGAUUGUGUAGUUUAAUUUUCCUGUAAUUAGUACCAGCAGCAAAUGUCAACUGAUGAGGACUCUGAGGGCAGUUCCCUAAAGCCAACCACAUCCACACCCAAAUCCGAACGGGCAGUGGUGCGGGAACUUGAGGGAAAAACGGGAGUACGCAAUGCAUCGCAUCCGUUGUCCCACCAGCGCAGCUUCGAGGCCCGCUACAGCAGCAUUAUCCAGAAACAAAUAUGGGAGACGACCAUCAAUAAGGAUGCAAUGGAAAGACAACUUAAUGCGUACUUUCCCUUUACACGCAGUGCUUCGCUCACAAAGGACGCAUCCGAUGGAUUCCGUCAACUGCUCAAGCCAGCGCAGGGGAGCAGCGAAGGAGUAUCACGCUCCUUGGCUACCACACCAACCAAACAGUGUAAUCCAAAUGGUGUUUGAGAUGUGGCCAAAAAGCACGCAAAACCAAUCAAGACGACACCUCAGUAAAUAUGUGGGUAUAUUGUGUAUUAAAUCGAUAAAAGCUUCCUAAAAUUAACGCAUAUUAUUCAACUUAAGCUAACGCGUUAAGCUGCUCAUCUCUCAAAAUAUAUUUA
Messenger RNA from Drosophila grimshawi, 578 nucleotides. RefSeq lists its product as uncharacterized. The transcript has a single exon. Lineage: Eukaryota; Metazoa; Arthropoda; Insecta; Diptera; Drosophilidae. The record is from RefSeq and is a predicted model, not a curated record. Bases 46 to 423 code for a protein of 125 amino acids.